UUUGCAUUGUAAUACAAAUUUGGUAUUUUUGCAGCAACAGCGUGCGACACACUUAAUCGCAGACCGGCAUUUACGAGUGUAAAAUUUCCACGUAAUUCGUUAGCAAGUGCGCGGACUCUGUUUUUAAUAUGCAGCAAAAAAAUUUACAAUUAAUGCUAUUUGCCUUAUUAAUAUAUGCACUAAUCAGUGUUCAAAGCGUUGAUGUACCUCGGCCUCGCGGCGUUUCUUUAGUAAAGGCUGCCCUCUAUCAACCGCAACCGGAUGGAAAAUGGAACUGCAUCGAUGGAAGCAAAACAAUACCAUUUACGCAGAUAAAUGAUGAUUACUGUGAUUGCGCCGAUGGCAGCGAUGAGCCCGGCACCGCGGCCUGUCCCAAUGCGCAGUUCCAUUGCCUUAACAAGGGUCACCAGCCCGUGGACAUUCCCAGCUCUCAGGUGCAGGACGGGAUCUGCGACUGUUGCGAUGGCAGUGACGAAUUGGAGCAGUCGCGAUGUGAAAACACGUGCAUUGCUUUAGGUGCCGCCGCCGCCAUUCAACGUCGUAACGAAGCGGAACUGCAUAUGAAAGGCGCUGAGAAACGGCAGGAGAUGAUUAACCGUGGCAAACAAAUGAAAGCGGAUCGGUCCGCACGUCGUUCCGAGCUGAAUGCGCGCAUCAAGGAGCAAGAGUCACUCAAAGCUGAAAAGGAGCAGCUCAAGCAGAAUGCCGAAGCGCUAGAAACGGAGGCAGUUGAAGCCUUCAAGGAGCAACAGCGUGAAUUGGAUGCGAACACGGCGCAGGCGGAACAAGAGCCCCAACAAAUGCGGCAGGAGGCAUCGCUCACCUUUGUGCGCUACGAUACCAACAAAGAUGGCUUUGUGGAGGUCACCGAACUUAUGGUGGACAUGAAUCUCGACCGCGAUCGUAACGGCGUUGUCACUGUUGAAGAAGCCAAAUAUUUCCUGGAUGAACGCGAUCGCAUGGAUUUGGAUGCCUUUAUCACUUUGGCCUGGCCACGUAUUAAGCCGCUGAAAAUGUUAGCUGAUGGACUCUUCCAGCCACCAGUUGAGGAGCAAGCGCCGCAGCAAGAGACAGCAAAGGAUGCAGAGCAGCAGGAUCCUGAGCCAUCUGAAGAACAAGCGGACAUGGACGUGCCCGAUGAUGAGGAUGGUGAAGAUGAGUACGAGGAUGAAGAGCCCGAUGUGGGCGUUGGCGAGGCUACGCCUGAUAUAGAAACAACGACAGCUGCACCUAUUUACGAUCCGGAAACUCAGCGUCUGAUUGAGCAGGCGAACGAGGCGCGCAAUGCUUAUGAAGAAGUAGCUCGACAAAUACGUGAAAUCGAGCACGAAAUCAAGGAGAUUGACGAUCAGGAGAGCAAAGACUACGGACCCAAUGAGGAGUGGUCAGUGCUGGAUGGCGAGUGCUAUAGUUUUGAGGAUCGUGAAUAUGUCUACACGCUUUGCCCCUUCGAUCGGGUGUCGCAGAAGCCGCGCAACGGCGGCGUCGAAACCACUUUGGGGCGCUGGGAUCAAUGGGCGGGCGAGGGCUCCAAUAAAUAUAGCAGACAAAAGUAUGCACAAGGCGCUGCCUGCUGGAAUGGACCUCAGCGCUCGGCCAUUAUCAAUAUCAAGUGUGCGUUGGAGCCGCGUAUCACAGCGGUGAGCGAACCAAAUCGUUGCGAAUACUAUUAUGAAUUUGAGACGCCUGCCGCUUGCGAUAGCGAUGCUUACACAGCCUCUGCACAGAGCCAACACGAUGAGCUUUAAGAGAAACAAUCUAGC
Messenger RNA from Drosophila hydei, 1763 nucleotides. It is a transcript of the gene GCS2beta, whose product is annotated as glucosidase 2 subunit beta. NCBI's taxonomy places the organism in Eukaryota, Metazoa, Arthropoda, Insecta, Diptera, Drosophilidae. The record is from RefSeq and is a predicted model, not a curated record. Bases 129 to 1748 code for a protein of 539 amino acids. Gene Ontology annotation, cellular component: glucosidase II complex. The transcript is spliced from 2 exons. Gene Ontology annotation, biological process: N-glycan processing. Gene Ontology annotation, molecular function: protein binding.